This is a messenger RNA of Monopterus albus (swamp eel), 7317 nucleotides long. It is a transcript of the gene erbb2, whose product is annotated as erb-b2 receptor tyrosine kinase 2. The transcript is spliced from 27 exons. NCBI's taxonomy places the organism in Eukaryota, Metazoa, Chordata, Actinopteri, Synbranchiformes, Synbranchidae. The record is from RefSeq and is a predicted model, not a curated record. Gene Ontology annotation, molecular function: transmembrane receptor protein tyrosine kinase activity; ATP binding. Gene Ontology annotation, cellular component: signaling receptor complex; basal plasma membrane; plasma membrane. Gene Ontology annotation, biological process: negative regulation of apoptotic process; cell surface receptor protein tyrosine kinase signaling pathway; positive regulation of kinase activity.
UCAGCUUGACGUGAGGGUGGGUUGAGUCAAACUUGCCACUCCCCGCUUAGGCCUUCUCGGGUGCGCGCCUCAGCUUUACGCGCUGUCACGCUUUACUACCGACAGGCACGGAAUUCCAGGGAGGAAGUCACUGAGAUUUGGAAACGAGCAACGCCAAACGGUGCCAAAAAAAGCUAACCUGGGGACGAGGGAGACGCCAAAACACAACCAUUCAUCAUCGGGAACAGUAAAAACAUUUGAUUACAGAAUAUGGACUAGAGGCGCAGCAGAUGGAGGCGGUGAGAAGUUUGGUUUUUGUCGGGGCCGUACUGCUCGGAGUUACGGGCGCGUUGGGCAGAGAAGUGUGCCUGGGUACUGAUAUGAAGCUGGUCCUGCCCUCCAGCCUGGAAAACCACUAUGAGACCCUGAGGCUGCUCUACACCGGCUGUCGGGUCGUCCAUGGCAACCUGGAGAUUACACACCUUCAUGGAAACCUCGACCUCUCCUUUCUACAGGGGAUCGUGGAGGUGCAGGGUUACGUCCUUGUAGCCAAUGUUUCAGUGAGUCUGGUGCCUUUGGACAACCUUCGGAUCAUCCGAGGCAGCCAGCUGUACAAUUCCAACUAUUCCCUGGCUGUGCUGAAUAACACUUUGGAUGGACAGGGACUCAGGACACUUCGACUUCGUCACCUCACAGAGAUCCUGUUGGGAGCAGUGUACAUUUGGGGAAACCCCCAGCUGUGCUUCCCAGACCCCCAGAACAUCACUUGGAGGGACACUUUAGACGAGCAGAAUAUCCACAGGCGGCACCGACUGCAGUCUCAGGCCCCUAACUGUCCCAGUUGUGACCCUAAAUGUAACAAAAGUUGCUGGGGAGAAACCGAACAGGACUGCCAAAACUUCACUCGUAUUGGGUGUGCACCUGGCUGUCAGCGAUGCAAAGGUCCACUGUCUAAUGACUGUUGUCACAUGCAGUGUGCUGCUGGCUGCACAGGACCCAAAGACUCAGACUGUCUGGCUUGCCGUCACUUCAAUGACAGUGGUGUGUGUAAGGAGAGCUGCCCUCAGCCCACUAUCUAUGACUCCAACACCUACCAGACCAAACCCAACCCAAACAAAAAGUUCAACUUUGGAGCCUCAUGCGUCAAGACAUGUCCUUAUAACUACCUGGCUAUGGAAAUGGCCUGCACUUUGGUUUGUCCCAAAGCCAACCAGGAAGUUAUCAGUACUAACCCUGAUGGAAGCGAGAUGCAGAAAUGUGAAAAGUGUGAAGGAGACUGUCCCAAAGUGUGUUAUGGGCUGGGUAUGGACAAUGGUGUCAUGGACAACCAUGCCAUCACCAUGGUAACAUCUUCUAAUGUGGAGCAGUUCAACAGGUGUAAGAGGAUUUUUGGUAGUCUGGCCUUCCUCCCUCAGAGUUUUGCAAGGGACCCUGUGACCAACACAUCAGGCUUGACUCUGGAACAGCUGAGCACCUUCAAGGAACUGGAGGAGAUAACAGGAUAUUUGUACAUUGAUGCGUGGCCAGAAGAGUGGACUGACCUGGGUGUGUUUGAGAACCUGAAGGUGAUCAGAGGCAGAAUGCUCUACAAAGGUGUGUUUUCACUUGCCAUCCAAAAUCUACACAUCCGCUCUCUUGGGUUGCGUUCGCUACGUAGCGUCAGUGGAGGUUUGGUCCUGUUACACAACAAUUCCCAGUUGUGCUACACCACUUCACUGCCCUGGGGGAGUCUCCUCCAUCCCACCGAGGGUCCCCAACGCAUUGUUAGCCACAACCAGGACCCCAAAGUCUGUGAGGCAGAGGGGCAGAUCUGUCACCCACUUUGCAAAGAGGGCUGUUGGGGUCCGGGGCCCAGCCAGUGUGUGUCCUGCACAGCUUUCCAACGCGGUACCGAGUGUGUAGAGCAGUGUAACAUCUAUCAGGGGUCUACACGUGAACACACAGAUGGAUUUUUGUGUGUCGCCUGUCAUGCAGAGUGUCGACCUCUUAACGGCUCCGCCUCCUGUCACGGCCCGGGUGCAGAACAUUGUACACAGUGUCGAAACUUCCAGGACAACGGAUUUUGUGUGGAUCAUUGUCCCAGUGGUGUGAAGGAGGAUCAGCAAACUGUGUGGAAGUACAGCAACGCUACAGGACACUGCCUGUCCUGCAACACCAACUGCACACUGUCCUGCACUGUGAUGGAUGAGAGAGGAUGCCCCAUUGAUACCAAGACUGGGUGAGUGACAUCGCUUUAUGUUAAUCAUGCUGAACUGCUGGUGAUACUUUUCUUCAUCCUGCUGGCCCUGCUGGUGUUCUACCUGAGGAGGCAGAAGAGGCUGAAGAUAAAGGAAACAAUGGGGAGGAUCCUGCAAGAACAUGAGCUGGUAGAGCCUCUAACUCCCAGUGGUGCAUCACCCAAUCAGGCUCAGAUGCGUAUCCUGAAGGAGACCGAGUUGAAAAAACUCCGGGUGUUGGGUGCAGGGGCCUUUGGUACUGUUUACAAGGGAAUGUGGGCUCCUGAAGGAGAACAUGUGAAAAUACCAGUGGCCAUUAAGGUGUUACGAGAGAACACCUCACCAAAGGCCAAUAAAGAGAUCCUUGAUGAGGCUUAUGUGAUGGCAGGGGUUGCCAGCCCGUACGUGUGUCGUCUCUUGGGGAUUUGUCUGACCUCCGCAGUGCAGCUGGUCACUCAGCUGAUGCCGUACGGCUGUCUACUCGACUAUGUGAGGGAGAACAAGGACCACAUUGGCUCCCAGUGCCUCCUUAACUGGUGUGUCCAGAUUGCAAAGGGGAUGAGUUAUCUAGAGGAGGUCCGGCUGGUCCACAGAGAUUUAGCUGCCCGCAACGUUCUGGUGAAGAACCCAAACCAUGUGAAGAUCACUGACUUCGGCCUGGCACGCCUGCUCGACAUUGAUGAGACUGAGUAUCACGCCGACGGAGGGAAGGUCCCAAUAAAAUGGAUGGCCCUGGAGUCGAUCCUGCACAGGAAGUUCACUCAUCAGAGUGAUGUCUGGAGCUAUGGGGUGACGGUGUGGGAGCUCAUGACGUUUGGUGCUAAACCCUACGACAUGAUCCCAGCGAGGGACAUCCCAGAGGUUUUGGAGGGUGGAGAGCGGCUUCCCCAGCCUCUCAUCUGCACCAUUGACGUUUACAUGAUCAUGGUCAAAUGUUGGAUGAUUGAUCCAGACAGCAGACCGAGGUUCAAAGAUCUGGUCAUUGAUUUUACUGCCAUGGCCAGAGACCCACCUCGCUAUGUUGUCAUUCAGAAUGAUGAGCAGAUGAGCAUGUCCAGCCCAGUAGAAAGUCAGUUUUUCCGGAUGCUUUUGGAGGAGGAGGGGAACAAUAUGAGGGAACUUCUGGAUGCUGAGGAGUAUCUGGUGCCUCAGCCAAACCUCUUCCCCAGGACACAGGCAGAAGGGGCUCAAGCCAACGGGCCAUCCAGACACCAAUCAUACAGGAGCAGAGACCAGGGCUUAGAUGUUGAGCCCUCCAUUGCUGGUGGCCCUCGGAGCAUGUACUCCUCACAGAACACUCUCGGACGCGGCCAGUACCCUACCCUACCACUAGAGGCCAGCACCUCGAAUGGCUUGUGGACUCCUCAGUACCCGAUGCUGGUUCGCAGCAUCUCGACAGGGGCCCAGUCUGACUCCAUCUUCCUGGAUGGGGCUUCAGAUGACCCCUCAGUGCCCCCGGCCAGUCCUGGACGUUACUGCAAAGACCCCACCUACCCCAAUGGGAGUCAGGACACCCUGGAGACUGAUGGGCCAAUUGGUUUUCAUCCUCCUCCUCCUCCCCACCUUCAUCACUCACUGCCCAGGCGAGGUCAUGGUUAUAAUCACAUUCAUGCCUUGCCAGAAUAUGUUAACCAGGAGAUUCAAAAUCUCAAGCCUGGGAUUCCCGAGCGACCCACCACACUCCCUCGUAAAGGCUCCAGACUGGACAGACGCCUCCCUAAUGGCCUGAGCUCCGGUCGCAGUGUGGAGAACCCAGGAUACUUAGUCCCCGUGAGCUCGGCAACAUCCACCUCACCAGCCUUUGACAACCCAUACUACCUGGACCUUGUGCCCAAAGCUGUAGCUGGGGCUGUGGACAGCCCGGGGGCACUGGAGAGAGACGGUGUACCCAGGCGUGUAAACGGGUUUGUGACCUCCACAGCAGAGAAUCCAGAGUAUCUGGGAUUAGCAGACACAUGGAGUGGACCGAGAAUAGUGGGAUGAACUCGGAAGGAGUCACAGAUUGUGUUCUACUGAGAGAAACGAAAGAAUAUUUAUGUGACAGAAACGAGGUAGGUGUGUGUUUGAUAUUGGGAGGAGAAUGUGCACAUGGAAUAUCUCUUUAUAAAGAGUGAAGGACAUGAAUCCAAAGCAGCUGAUGGUGACAUUUUUCCAGACAUCGAGUCACCCAGUUGUGAUACACCAUGACUCAACACAGUGUAGCACUAAUCUGAUGUUCACGACAUCAUUUGUAUUCCUGUCUUCUUUUCAGCAAUCUGUGACAGUUAAGAGACAUAAAAGAAGUUUAAACAGAAUCACUUUGUCCUUAUAUGGAAACAUAUAAUGGAAUGACAAACUCUCUGUGCCUGGUGCAGACACUGUAUAUAACUCGGUACUUGAUAAGAAAAGGAGUUUACAUUUGUGGAAACCCAUCAUGGUACAACGAUGGUCUAUCACAGAAUCUACCAUUGGACUGGAUUAAUGAAUCUUGAUUUUUUUUUUUUUUUUAAGUGUUGAUUUUCUCUUGACCUGUUUAAGGUCUGUGGUUGUUUUUACAUGUGAAGCAUUUCCUUCACUUCCUUCGUGCUACUCAUCCCAGCUAAACAGAGAAAAACGUAUAGAACCCUUUGACAAAGUGAGCCAUUGUGUUCAUUGAAGAUGAUGUUUAGUAUUCUGGUCAGUUUCUCCUGGACCUGAUGGGGUCUUCAGUACAAUCAAAGCCAUUUUGUUUUGGCCAGAGAAAGCCCUGCCGCAUGUCUGGCCAGUAGACAUGCUCCUUGAAAGAAAGGCAUCCUGUAUGGAGAAGACAGAGGCAUUGUGCUGCACUGAUGUUUGUGGUGGUUAGUGUCUGUGGCUGCAACUACUCUGUGAUACAACAGAUUAUAUAUGAGUUAUAAGCAGACUUUUUAAGCUUCACAAAAUCUUAAAAGUAUGCCUUUAUUGAUGCAAAAUGCACUAUCUCCUCCAAGCCUGUGCUAUCACGGUGAGCUUUUUGGUUUUGGUAGCCUUUCAUUGUGCAAGGAAGCAUUACAAGCUACAGCUAAAUAUGUUGCACAAUAAGUGAAGACCUUGUAUGUGUAUAUAUUCCUGUGCUUGUGUUCAACAUAAAACAGUUCUGUGUAAAAGUGAGCAAUGCAGUGGACACUGAUGCUGAAUGUGACUGAAGAGAUGAAUGUUGCUCUGCUCAGUUUGGAUAAUCAAUGCAUGGCCCAAAUUCCUCCUCAGUGAGAACACAAAGCCUUCCCAGUUAAUAAUCAACAUUUUUUAAAGACUGUGGUUUUUUUUGUGUGUGUCACUGUUAAAUGGUGCUGGGCUGGGGGAGGUCAAAACUGAGUCAAUGGUGCCAUUGUCUGACCCCCACCCCCUUGUUGGAAAGCAAAUGCAACUUGCAGGUCCCAACGAUUGAUGUUCUCCUCAGCUUUGAAGAGAGAGAAGUUUUCUUCUGCAGAGGAUCUGGGACUCGGCAGCAGAAUGUGGCUCAGUGUUUGGGGCUCGUAAUCUGGAUCAGGUCUUGAAAAAGGACAUUUGCUGAUUUUCCCCUUUCCUGUUGCAAUCUAAAUGAACUGCAGCAUACUGUGUAGCUGCAUCCAGCUAUUACUAAAGGAGAACCUCUCUGAGAUGUGUAACUUCUCAGAGAUCCAUACAAUUAAUGAAGUGUGCCCAGUAUCAGUGGGAGAAUACCCCCACCCCCUCCUACAUGGUUUUACUCAAAAAGUCAGAUCUUUUAUCUUGAUCAUGUACGGAUUUGGAAGGUUUGUUCCAGAAUAAGAUUUUUUUUAAUUUUAAAAACACAUUUUUGUAAAAACAUGUCAAGAUUCUAUCAUACCUUUGACUACCAUAUACUACUGUUGCUUAGAGUGUAAUUAUUUUUGAUUCAUGUUUAAUAUGACAGUUGUACAUGUUUAUAGAGUAUAUGAUAACGAUAAAGAAUGUUUUAUAUGUAUUGUUGUCAGGUGAAAACCUCCUAGCUCUACAACUUUUCAGGAGAAGGCAGACUUGCAUCGACUAAAAUGUAAUUCCGCAUCAGUUCUACAGUAGUUUGAAGUCUCAGCCUGAAAUUUAUAGCUGCACCCCUUAAUUUUUUAUAUUGCCUAACAGCAGCAUUAAAAUUUAAAAAAUUUCCAGAGGUUAAGUUCUGAGGCACCACUGGUAAGGUGUAAUGAAUUAUAAGCACUUGAGGGCGCUGUUGGUCGUUGUAUAAAAAUCGAUGAAAAAUCACCUCUGCUGGAGAAACAAGGUUUUCCCCUGAUAACAAAUGUCAUAGCACAGCUCCCAGAUGUUCCCUCUUCCUGUAAGAAUGUAACAUUUUUCCUGGUUAUUAUGAGACCAUGGCAUACAUUUUCAUACACAAUCAUAAAUAAUAUAUGGUGUUUACACUGUUAUUUUUGUAUGAUGUUCACUGUUCAUUUUAGAUGUCACAUGUAGCCUAUGCACUAUCAACCGUUUCACAGGCAAGGAGGCAAUCUAAUGGUUAUCCUCAAAACCAGAUGUAUGGGUUUUUUUUCUCUCUUUAUAACUGGUUUUGUUUUGACACAAUUAUUUUGACAUUAAAACCAUUUAAUUAUACUAAAUCCAGUCCAGAGUCUGACAAGUGGCCCAGUGGUUUAUGGUGAGAUUUUCAAUCUUGUGUUUAUUGGCACAAUGCUGAAUUUUUAAUUAGUACCAGCUAAAACAGGUUUUUAAACGGUUGUUUGGCUGUUUUAAAUUGUGCUACUGAGCAGAGGAAACCAAAUCAAAAUGCAGCCUGUGGUUGAAGUGUGUUAAACAUUUACAGAAGUGUGUGAGUUCGAAGCACAAAGCUCUACAUGUUUCCAAUGAGGAGUGAUCUAAAGAGGAAGGAAGCUGUUGGCUAACAGGAGUGUGCUGAAGGUUUUAUAAAGCAUCAUUUAAAUAACUUUUUUUAAGGUAUCUUUUGUAUUUUUUUGUGAAUAUUUUUUACCUUUCACCUUUGUGACAGGAUAUGAAUAAUAACCAUCUUAUGGGGAGUUUUAUAAUGCAUCCGUUCCUACCUGAUUGGUUAGUAAUUCCCAUAAUGUAAAUGUGUAGUAUACAUAAAUAAAAAUCAUUUUAUUUGAUGAUUUGAUUGAAUACAUUGUGACCAGUUGCUCUGCUAUGUGUGUGUGUGUGGAGGGACUAAAUAUAU